This is a messenger RNA of Panicum hallii, 1904 nucleotides long. RefSeq names its product UDP-glycosyltransferase 73C5-like. Gene Ontology annotation, molecular function: UDP-glycosyltransferase activity. Bases 108 to 1712 code for a protein of 534 amino acids. Lineage: Eukaryota; Viridiplantae; Streptophyta; Magnoliopsida; Poales; Poaceae. The record is from RefSeq and is a predicted model, not a curated record. The transcript has a single exon.
GUGCGCCGUGCACUGAAACUAUGCCACGCCACGCCACGCGUGUUCCCAUCCUAUCUAGAUGGAUGAAGUCAAGUUUGUAAUCCAUCGACCAUAUUAUUUUAACUCACAUGCCUGCUGCAAAUCUUUUGAUAUUUUGCCGGAACACUAGCUAUCGCUGCUGGCCGUUGAGUGCCAUGGCGACGGCGAAGCUCCACUUCGUGCUGGUGCCGCUCAUGGCGCAGGGCCACGUGUUCCCCAUGGUCGACCUGGCGCGCGUCGUCGCCGGCCACGGCGCGCGCGUCACCGUGGUGCUGACACCCGUGAACGCCGCGCGCAACAGGACCCUCCUGGAGAACGUCGCGCGGGCGGGGCUCGCCGUCGACGUCGCCGAGCUCCCCUUCCCGGGGGCCGCGGUGGGCCUGCCCGAGGGCUUCGAGAGCCUCGACAUGGUGACCGACAUAUCCCUCGCCAUCCGGUUCUACCAAGCCAUAGAUCUGCUCGCCGAGCCGCUCGAGGCGUACCUCCGGUCGCUGCCCAGGCGCCCGGACUGCCUCGUCGCCGACGCGAGUGGCUCGUGGACGGCGGGCGUCACGCGGCGGCUCGGCGUCCCUCGGCUGGUGUUGCACGCCUCGUCCGCGUUCAACCUCCUCGCCAUGCACAACCUGGCCCAAGCACGGCACGUGUGCGACCGCGCUGCCGACGACUUCGAGCCGUUCGAGGUGCCGGAAUUCCCGGUGCGCCUGGUUGUCAACCGGGCGACGUCGUUCGGCUUGCGACUGAUGGAGAACCAGCAGGUGGAGACGGUCGAAGCCGAGGCCACCGCCGACGGCAUACUCGUCAACUCGUGCACGGAUUUGGAGGGCGCGUUCCUCGAGCGCUACGCGGAAGCGCUCGGCCGGAAGUUAUGGGCAAUCGGGCCGCUCUGCCUCCUCAACACCAACGCCGCCGGCACGGUGGCACGUAGGGAAAACCGUACGGCCAUGGACGUCGAGCACAUCGUGUCCUGGCUGGACGCGCGGCCAGCGGCGUCUGUGCUCUACAUCAACUUCGGCAGCAUCGCCCGCCUGUUCCCGCCGCAGGUUGCCGAGCUCGCCGCCGGGCUGGAAGCAUCCCGCCGGCGGUUCAUCUGGGUAGUCAAAGAGACUGCCGGCCUCGACGUAGAGUUCGAGGCCCGUGUCAAGGACCGGGGCCUGGUCAUCCGCGGGUGGGCGCCGCAGAUGACCAUCCUGUCACAUCCAUCCGUGGGUGGCUUCCUGACGCACUGUGGGUGGAACUCGACAGUGGAGGCUGUCUCCCACGGCCUGCCGCUGCUGACCUGGCCACACUUCGCCGACCAGUUUCUGAACGAGGCGCUAGUCGUCGACGUGCUAGGCGUCGGUGUCCGUGUUGGCGUGAAGGUGCCAGCCACGCACAUAGGGCUCGUGAAGCCCGGGGAGCUGCUGGAGGUGCAGGUCGGUAGGGACCUUGUGGAGAGGGCGGUGGCCGAGGUGAUGAACGAAGGGCCAGCCGGCGCGGCGCGGCGGGCUAGGGCGAAUGAGCUUGCGGAUAAGGUUAGGGCCGUGAUGGUUGAGGGCGGGUCGCCGGACACUAAUGUCAAGGACAUGAUCCGCCACAUCGUCGAGCUCCCGCGGAAGGAGGGCAUGGCUUUUGGUGCGGCAGAGGUCGUGAUGAGCAAGGGCAAGGAGAAGAAGAUGGACGACACAGAUGGCAAGCUCCCAGUGGCGUCCGAAUAAAGUUCCUUGAAUUACAAAAUAAGAGUACUUUUACAAUCAAACCCUCUAUAUACUUUCUGGUGCCAGGUGGCUGGUAGUAUAUUUCAACGCUCUUGAAAUUAAGCCCUGGUUGUGUUGUUGAAUCAUGCAAAGACGAGUUUAACUGGUCCUCUCUUUAUGGCAAAUACCAGCUAAAGCAACUUUAUUAGUGAA